This is a messenger RNA of Lymnaea stagnalis (great pond snail), 1160 nucleotides long. Lineage: Eukaryota; Metazoa; Mollusca; Gastropoda; Lymnaeidae. The record is from the annotation of a GenBank genome assembly.
CUCUAGUCUUCAAUCAAAAGUCCCCAAACGAAAUGUAUCAUAUAUGAAGAGUUUUUUUUUUUUAAAUUCGUCGAAGUGUUGAUGUUAUAUUAUGGCAUUUUGGCAAGGUGCCAACUCUAGCAUGACGACUAUGAAGGCUCUUCCAGUAGUUGUUACAUUUGCUUAUGAAACCAUAAGCAAGGAGAGAACAGAAUACAUUGUGUGGAUAUUCGAAUAUUUUUUCAUACCAGGGGUAUCGUAUCUCGGCAUCGUAGGCAACAUCAUCACGAUUGUAGUCAUUCUAAGAUUAGGCGUCAAGAAAUCGUCCAAUAUUUUGCUGAUAUCCCUUGCGGUGGCCGAUUUCUUCUAUCUCUUGGGCACGAGUAAGAUAAUGGACUUGAUUGAACAGUCUACUGGAGGGAUGUAUCGUCCCAAUUCUUACCUCGCCGGCUACGCAAUGUUUGUCUUAACCAUGAUGUUCAGGUUCGUCAGCUCAGGCCUGUUCGUCUCGCUGAUGCUGCCGGCCCUGAUAACCACGGAGCGACUGAUCGCAAUUUUCCUGCCUUUGAAAUUUCAGCUGAUCGUAACUCGCAGAAGGGCGUGGAUCACUGUCUUUUCUGUGUACGUUCUGUCGAUGGCCUAUGCUGGUUUCUACUUAUCGCUUUUCGACUACGCGUUGACGGUGGGCCAAAACAACACGCUCGAAGGCAGUGACGCCCCCACUGAUUUCUUCUUCAGCCACCGGGAAAUCUACUUUGGCGUGAAUGCAGCCAUGAACAAAAUUACUGGACCGAUUCCACUGUUUUACGUCCUCGCCGGUUGCGUUGUUAUCGGCGUCAAGGUGCAGGUGGCGUCCAGAUUUCGUAAGACCACUUCCCGGUCCGGAAAAGCGUCCGGCGGUAGAAGAACGACACGCACCCUGUUGUCCGUCUGCGUGGUCUACACAUUGACCAGCGGCUUCUCCUUCCUCAACUAUGAGCUCAGCAACAAUCAAGUAGACAAAAAGACAAACUUGGAACUUGUUCUGAUGGAGGUGGAAGCCUUCCUUCUGUGUGUCAACAGCGCAUGCAACUACUUAAUCUAUGUCGCAUCUAAUCCCAACUUUCGCAUACUUACUUGUGGCAGAUGCGGUGUUGUUUUAAAGAAGUGAACGUCUCUUUGAAUCAAAUGGAAAACAUCAG